Chionomys nivalis (European snow vole) is the source of this 4089-nucleotide messenger RNA. Its product is annotated as sperm-associated antigen 6. Gene Ontology annotation, cellular component: axoneme; microtubule cytoskeleton; sperm principal piece. NCBI's taxonomy places the organism in Eukaryota, Metazoa, Chordata, Mammalia, Rodentia, Cricetidae. The transcript is spliced from 11 exons. Bases 75 to 1604 code for a protein of 509 amino acids. The record is from RefSeq and is a predicted model, not a curated record. Gene Ontology annotation, biological process: sperm axoneme assembly; filopodium assembly; neuron projection extension. Gene Ontology annotation, molecular function: microtubule binding.
UCCUGGUGCAGUCCGGGAGGUGGUGGAGGUCUUGUUACCUGCGGACCUGCUGCGCCUGGAGGACCAGCUUCACCAUGAGCCAGCGGCAGGUGCUGCAAGUGUUCGAGCAGUACCAGAAAGCCCGGACGCAAUUCGUGCAGAUGGUGGCGGAGCUGGCGACCAGACCCCAAAACAUCGAGACGCUGCAGAACGCAGGUGUAAUGUCUUUGCUGAGGCCUCUUCUUCUGGAUGUGGUCCCAACAAUUCAGCAGACUGCUGCUUUGGCUCUGGGGAGAUUGGCCAAUUACAAUGAUGACUUAGCAGAAGCAGUUGUGAAGGGCGACAUUCUUCCACAGCUUGUUUAUUCAUUGGCAGAACAAAAUCGUUUCUACAAGAAAGCAGCUGCCUUUGUGCUGAGAGCAGUUGGUAAACAUUCCCCGCAGCUGGCCCAGGCCAUAGUCGACUGUGGAGCUCUGGACACACUGGUGAUAUGCUUGGAGGACUUUGACCCUGGAGUCAAGGAGGCCGCAGCCUGGGCACUUGGAUAUAUUGCAAGACACAAUACAGAAUUAUCUCAAGCUGUGGUGGAUGCAGGAGCAAUUCCUCUUCUAGUUCUCUGUAUCCAGGAGCCAGAAAUUGCUUUGAAAAGGAUCGCUGCUUCUGCUCUCAGUGAUACUUCAAAGCAUUCUCCAGAGUUAGCACAGACGGUGGUGGAUGCAGGAGCCAUUGCUCACUUAGCCCAGAUGAUCCUCAACCCUGAUGCAAAAUUGAAGCGCCAGGUCCUUUCUGCUCUCAGUCAGAUUGCAAAACAUUCGGUGGAUCUGGCAGAGAUGGUGGUUGAAGCGGAGAUUUUCCCGGUUGUACUCACCUGUCUGAAGGACAAAGAUGAAUACGUGAAGAAAAACGCUUGCACUUUAAUUAGAGAGAUUGCAAAACAUACACCCGAGCUCUCACAGCUGAUUGUUAACGCAGGAGGCGUGGCUGCUGUGAUUGACUGCAUCGGAUUCUGCAAAGGGAACAUACGGCUGCCCGGCAUCAUGUUGUUGGGUUACGUGGCUGCUCAUUCUGAGAACCUGGCCAUGGCGGUGAUCAUUUCCAAGGGUGUACCCCAGUUAUCAAUCUGCCUCUCAGAAGAACCAGAAGAUCACAUUAAGGCUGCUGCCGCCUGGGCCUUAGGACAGCUGGGAAGACACACGCCAGAGCACGCCAGGGCUGUUGCGGCCACAAACACUCUUCCGGUUCUGCUUUCUUUGUACAUGUCCCCAGAGAGCUCCGAGGACUUGCAGGUCAAAAGUAAAAAAGCCAUAAAGAAUAUUCUUCAAAAAUGCACCUACCUCCCAGCCCUCGAGCCAUUUUUAUAUGAUGCACCUCCAAAUAUCCUAAAACACGUUGUUGGUCAGUUCAGUAAGGUGCUGCCUCAUGACAGCAAAGCUCGGCGGCUUUUUGUAACUAGUGGAGGACUUAAAAAGGUGCAAGAGAUAAAAGCAGAACCUGGCUCUCUCCUGCAGGAAUACAUCAACAGCAUUAACAACUGCUACCCAGAGGAAAUAGUACGGUACUAUUCACCUGGAUACUCGGAUACUCUUCUACAGAGGGUGGACAGCUACCAGCCACUUACCAACUGAACAAACCAUACUUUUAUACUCCUCAGUUUCCCAGGAGAGUAUGAAUAGUGAUUGUUAAAGUUUUUUGAAAGUACAUUCUAGCUAUGUUCAGUGUGAGAUACCUUUGGAUAAUGUUUUCUAAAUGUAUGUAGUAGUUUAAGAAUUAGUAGCUGGAAUAUACGAAGGGCUAGCCAUAGUCAUUGCAUGCAUAGGAAUUUCUCUAAAGAUAGUCUUGAAGACAUUAAAAGGUUUAACACAUUUGUUAUCGUUCUGCAGAAAACCACAUAUAAACAGCAUAAACAUUCCCUCCAACUAGCUGAGAAAUACCGCUCAACAGUGCUUAGGCUAUUUUGGCCAUUUUCUCAUACAUAGGCAAGGAAAACUUGCCUUUCAAGUUACAUAAAAGCAUCUAGAAGGAAAAGAGCUGAAAGGUGACCCUGAUGACAAAUAACCCUAAAAGAGGCUCUGGUGCUGGUCACACAAACGCACUGGACUAAGUAGAAGCUCUAGAGCCUGCUAGGUUUCCUAAGAACCUAGGCACAUUCUCCUCAUUCCUACUCACCGGUCGGGAAGCUCUUUCCUUCUGGGUCCUCACUGAAGGGUUCUCAGCAUUACUCUCUGGUACCUGUGCUCUCCCUUCCUGGUGAGAAGUCUCUUAUUCCUGAUCCAUAUGCAGGGACAAAACAUGCAAUAUUUGCCUUCAUUGUCCUUGUCCUAGGUUCACUUCACCAAAUUUCAGAAGUCAUGUUUUCAGGGAUUUAAGUAAUUUGAGCAGAAUAUAUCAGGCUCAGACUUUAUAUUCAUUUUUAUUAGAUUCAGUAAUGGGGCCAAAGAAGAUUUCAAUAAAGUGUUAAAAACAGCAUUAGAACUGUCCUUUUUGUUUUUUAUAUCUAAUGAUUUUCUGACUUUGGGAAUCUGUCUUUGGAGUUAGGAGUCUUUGAUGGUCAGUAUAUUUGUAUCUUUGGGCUUACAGAGGUCUCAUCAGGAGGCCUGAAGAGGAGGUGCAGGCCAGCCUAGACAACCUUUAGGACAGUGGGGAUUGUCCUAAAAGCCUAGCUUCAGGUUUCCCUUUUGGACUCCCCCAAUCUUCGAUUUUUCAUCAAAAGGAAACUGUUCAUUACGUCUGGACAUUUUUCCGAACCCAUCUCUGCUUUCAUUUUUUUUUAGUAAUGCACAACUUUGUGGAAACUUUAAAACUUCUUUAUGACCAGCAUUCUCCAACCUAUCUUUUAUUUAUGUCAAACUAGAAUUGCUAGUCAUUGCACGGUAAAUGUAAUCCCUUGAUUUCUCCAGCAGUGCAUGACUACUGCCCUUUUAGGAAUCCAAACAGCAUCUGAGGUUUCAAGGAUUUCUUUUCCCUGUUUUAAGACUUUUCCUUCUGAGUCAGGCCCCUUUCUUUAUAUAACGCUUCAUGUAUGUGGAUGGUGGUGAAGGCUAUUUAGAGAUUACGCUUAUAUUGACCUCAGUCCCUGCUGUUCGUUAGAGAGCUGUGGUCAGUACUAUGAGUUCUGGCUUUUUUACUGAGUUUCACUUUGGCAGAGAUUUCAACUCAGUGAUGAAACUCAGUUAAUCAUGAAGUACCUUUAAAAGGCAUUCUCCUUUUGCGAAACUACUAUCAUGGGUGAAAUACUCAUGUCAGAGUCCUUGAUGGACUGGUCCAUUAAUUCUGGUCAUCAGAAAAAUACCUUAUGCAUAACUUUAACACAGUCAUGAUCUGACUUACUGGUCCAACACGUAGGACAGUCUCUAGGGUUUGUGACCAUUCCACUUUAGAUGAUUGUGUGAUUUUUCUCACAUAGCGUUCGUUCUCUGAUAUCUGACCAUCUGGGCAUUAGUUAGCCAGUGCCUCCCCUUAAUCCACUAAUGCUAAUACUAUGUGUGACAUUUGGACUGUUAAUUCUUAUCCUCAAAUCAUUUUGUCAGCCUCUGACACUAAGGGGACCAUGGCUAUGCAUACCCAUAGGCAGGGUGACCAGGCUUGAGCAAUGAAAUCAAGUUUCUAAGAAUGGUAUGUCAUUGGAUCAGAACUGCCGAGAUCAUGGUGUCUCUUCUCAGCAAUAGAAACCCUAAUCAAGAGAGUUAGUUUUACUGAGUUUGCAAACUUGAGUAAGUAAAAUUUUAAAAGGUUUAAUGCAAAAGAAGAAGACAAACCUUAAACAAUCACUCCAGAUAUCACGACACAGCAAAGAAUUGUCUUUAACAAGUUGGCAUGUUCUGGCGUCUUUCUGUACAGCUAGGAACGCUGUAAAGGUGUGCUCAUGGCAUGUGGGACUGGAAUCAAAUUCCCUAGAGUCACAGGAGUCUUGUUUAGUAGAACACAGAGUUUUCACGUUUUCUCUUGUUUAUCUCAGUGGACUUAGAUAAAGAUAUUUUCUCGGGAUAAUUUAAUAUAAAAUUCAAUAUAAAAUGUUACUGUGUUUCUUUCAUUCAUGACUGGUGUAUUGUCUAUAGUAGAUUUUCAGAUAAAUGUCAGAUUGAGAAAAAUAAGAACAUAAGGGAGUUUGGA